UUUUAAGGGAAGAAACUAGUCGGCAGACAACUUGCUGGCUAUCCUUACUCACCCAAGAAACCAGGCUAGGCUAGGAACAUGGCUACCAAGAAGUUUAUCUUUUUCCUGGCAAUUGUUUUUCUAGCCUCUGGCUGGCAAAAAACAGAAAGCAAGUCUUUCAAUGAAACGGCUCCCCAACCACGAAGCGGAAGCAUAGAAAAACGAUCCGUAGAUCCUCUAAGUGUAAUAGGUUUGGUGGUUAGCAUGGCAUCUGCAAUUCAAGGAGUCGUUUGUACCUUUACCGAUGUUUGUGGUGGUGGAGAAGUUACUGCGCAGCUUGAUGCUCUAGAACGAAAACUUGAUGCUAUUGCAGAUGAUAUUAAAUCGAUCAAGAAGGACGUUAAAGAAAUCUGGAACGAAUCUAAGAGAAAGUGGUAUUUCAAGCAUAUUGAAUACACCAUGAACGAAAGAAGAAAGGUCAUUCGAGAGUUGAAGGAGGACGACAAAUCUGAGGUAGCAAAAGAAAGGCGCCAGCGAUUCAUCAAGGAGGUGCUUGGUGGAAGUGGAAACGAUGAAUACGUCGAAAAGGCACUCUUUCACCUUACUGGACUAGUCACUAAAGAGGAACUCGUCGAACACUACUUCAAAGCAAAGCUCGACAGCGGAUUGGCUACCCACGAAGCAGCUAAACUCACAUGGGUUUUCAUCAGGAAAUUUUUUCGAUACCAAGAAGAUGGUUAUGCUUCCGUAAUCUUUGCAGCUUCGAUGAAGUACAAAAACGACAAAACCUCUUAUGAAAAGGUAAUGUCCCAGGUUUGUACUUGGUGGACGAAAGUUCGUGAUCCUGAAUACAAGAAGUACUGUGAAAACUUUGUAAAGGACCCCUAUUCUGAAGACAGACGCAAGAAAGAAGAAGACCACAUAUUUGCAAUGAGAGACCUGUUUAUCUAUCCGGUCCAAGAAGUAAAAUCCGAGUGCACUGGUUUGGGGGAAUCAGAUGGCUUGCACUAUGCUGCCGGUUAUCUCUUCGUUUCACAGCCUGCACUGUCGAAGAUCUCGGUUGUCAAUCGUGAUAAUUUAAAGACUGUCAAAACAAUCGACCUUCCAGGAGCAGAAUGCGGGGGACAAUGCCAUCCACUGGACAUAUCUAUAAAUGCUGAUAAAAAAGUCAUGGCCGUAGCAGCUCAUAGCAAAGCAAAAGGUGGAGACAGUUACGUUUUGAUGUUCAAAAUAAAGGGUGAUUUUACAGACCCAACUGGGCUUUCCAUAGAGCACUACUACACCAUACCUCAGCUCUUCGAGCCAAAUGGAAAUAAACCCGACGUACGAGGCGUUGCCUUUUGUGGAGAUCGUUUUGCAUAUGCAGACUACAACGGUGCAAUCUAUAACUGGAAAAUGCGCUGGGGGCUUUCUGAACCAACACCAUCGUUAAACGAUCGCUAUGACUGGUACCUCCACAGCUUCUACAACAAAUAUUAUGGGAACAUCAACUACCUUGGAUGUUCGACUGGUGGAAACAACUGGGUGGUGGAAAGUAGCCGCAUAUCGAGAAGUGACCCUGCUGUAGGAGCCAUACCUUCAGAUACCGCAGCGAAGACUUCGGAUUUCAUCUUCAAAGAGAUCGCACAGAUGGUAGUCACAAAGGAAAGCUGGGAUGAGAUUAAUGACGGACGCUCCCGCAUGAGCAUUGUAAAAGGUAUAGCGAUGGAUUCUACGAAAAACAUCUUCUAUUCUGCCGACCAACUGGGACCAAAAAGCGUGGUUGGGAUCUACGAACGCACAUAUGAUGGUAAACGCCGCUUCAUUCGUGAAUGGGAUUACAAAAAGGAUUCACAGGUUAAGAUAUUUGAUAUGACAACGGAUGCGGAUGGAUUCUUGUUCGUGGUUCAAGCAGGUACCUUUGGGCACAGAUGCCUUCAUAAGUACCACUACCAAGUGGAUUUAGAGGACAUUGAGAUUAACUAGUCCACUUAUAAUAUGACUAGAUUAUUACGCGCGCUCUGAUUGGCCAAAAACCAAUGAACUAUUUCCCCAUGGGCUGCACGCUCGCGCACGCUGAUCUCAACGGACGCUCGCCUUUUUUCUCUAAAUUUUCAAACCCGAUGGCGUCAAUAGCGCGCGCACGAGUGAGAUGUGUGAUAUAACGCGCGCUCUGAUUGGCUCAAAUGCCUACGAACUAUUUGCCCAUGGAUCGCACGGUAGAUUUUUGGUCAUAUUAUAAAUCAGUUAGACGACAAAAAAGCGCUCGCCCAUGGCGAUAUAGACGCACUUGAGAAAAUAUAAAGAACUCUUAACAAGCUAGAGUGUCACUCGGCUUCGCCUCGUGCCACUCUUUCGCUUGUUAAUCGUUCUUUAUAUUUUCUCUCGUGCGUCUAUAUCGCCAUGGGCGCGCGCUUUUAUGUCGUCUAACUGAUACUUAGGGUUUCUAAGAUCAAACCAUAUCAAUAUACUGAAAAAGUAUGAAUCAAGAGAAAUAUAUCAAUAUAAGUUUAAAACGUUACAAUUAAGCAAGCAUUCUAAGUGUUUUGAUGUACCAAAAAAAUACCAAAAAAAUAAAUGCGUUAUACAUUAGGAUGUUUAAGGAUUUGUUCAUUUGAAUGCAUUUUUGUGUGAUUUAGGAAGUCAAGCAUGUUUAGGUAAGGAUAGUCCAUGGUCGAGUAUGGAAUCCCUACUGAAAGCCACACCGACUAAGGAAAGUCUUUUUGGUCAACUUGGCUCUGCAUUAGCUCAACGCACUUUUAAGUUAAAACUUAUAACUAGAUUCUAAGACUAACAAGUAUCAAUAAAACGAGCCCGGCAUUUCAGAGAUCCCUUGGAUACUGUAGCCUUACAAAUGUUUAUCGUAAAAUAUUGUAAAAACUGGAAUCAACUGAUUUAUCGACUGUAGCGCGAGGACCUAUAAAAAUCUUGAAAGAAAAAUCAUUGUUUAUUUUUUGGUGACCCAACUUAAUGUGCAAAUGAACCGUUCGACAAUACUUUCAGUACU
Actinia tenebrosa (Australian red waratah sea anemone) is the source of this 2965-nucleotide messenger RNA. RefSeq lists its product as uncharacterized. Lineage: Eukaryota; Metazoa; Cnidaria; Anthozoa; Actiniaria; Actiniidae. The record is from RefSeq and is a predicted model, not a curated record.